GGCCCAAGGUUUCGGCCUGAUACUUCUAAUCAAUUGGGGCCCAAUUUUGAGCCCACUUUUAUUGUGUGCACAAACCCUUCAGAUCGAGCAAAGCCAGGAAAGGGGGAAAUCAAUCACGAACAACCGGAAGAAGAAAACUCUAAAGGAACCUAUCAAUCGGAAGAGGAGAUCGAUAUCGAGAAAAAUGUCGGUGUGUCACCGGACUACGAUGUGAACGCUAAGUGGGACGCGUGUCUCGACCUCACGACCCGCCGUUUCGUCUACUCCUCCCUCGGCGGCGCCUUCGCCGGACUUCUCUUCUUCAGGAGUCCUGCUACAAGAUGGGCGUCGAUUGCUUUUGGUGCUGGACUCGGUAUUGGCUCUGCAUACACAGAUUGCUCUCGUGCUUUCGAUGCACCUUCUUCAUCUCCAGCCAAUUUAGCAGCUCCCAAGAGCACAGAGACUUCUGUAUCUCAGGCUGCGGACGAAGGACCGAACCGAACCGAGUUCCGAUGGACCGCCACAAUCACCGACUCGUACAUGAAUAAGCCGCCGGAGAACGAUCUAUGUUCGAUAUGCCAUGCCCACUUCACCGCUCCUUGCCAAGCUAAUUGCUCCCAUUGGUUCUGCGGAAAUUGCAUUAUGCUUGUGUGGAGACACGGGUCUACGUUACAGCCGUGCAAAUGCCCCUUGUGUCGUCGUCCAAUAAGUUUGCUGGUUCCUUCAGAGGACACAAUCAAUGACCGUAAUGACCCUACUGUCGCCGAGGUUCUUGCUAGUCUUGAAACGUAUAACCGACUCUUUGGAGGACGAUCAAGUAGCUUAGUUCAGAGGAUGCAAGACCUUCCCUUCUUACUCCGCAGGUUGUUGCGGGAGAUGAUGGAUCCACAAAGAACGCUUCCACUUGUCAUUAGAGCUCGAAUGAUUCUCAGUGCUGUUUACAUAAUCAGUCCAAUAGAUAUCAUUCCAGAAGGAGUAUUGGGGGUUGUUGGGUUGCUUGAUGAUCUACUCAUAGCCCUGAUUUGUUUCCUCCAUGUUGCUGCUCUGUACCGCUCGGUUCUCUAUUUCCGUCAUGCCGGUUCG
Molecule: messenger RNA, 1062 nt
Organism: Thlaspi arvense
Lineage: Eukaryota; Viridiplantae; Streptophyta; Magnoliopsida; Brassicales; Brassicaceae
Source: the annotation of a GenBank genome assembly